AUGGGGACCCUCUCCCCACGGACAGUGCUGGUGCUCACUGUGGUGCUGGCAGGACUCUGGGCUCCCUGUGUGGUGUGUGAACAGCCCAACUUCAUUGUCAUCCUGGCAGAUGAUGUGGGCUGGGGGGAUCUGGGGGCCAACUGGGCAGAGACGAAGGAGACCCCACAUUUGGAUCAGUUGGCUGCUGAAGGGACAAGGUUUGUGGAUUUCCACUCGGCCGCAUCCAUCUGCUCCCCAUCCCGUGCCUCUCUGCUCACCGGGCGCCUCGGGGUGCGCAAUGGGGUGACCCACAACUUCGCCAUCACGUCGCUCGGUGGCCUCCCCCGCAACGAGACCACCCUGGCUGAGGUCCUGCAGGAGGUUGGGUACAGCACAGGGGCCAUAGGCAAAUGGCACCUGGGACACCACGGCCAGCAUCACCCCAACUCCCGCGGCUUCGAUUACUACUUUGGGAUCCCCUACAGCAACGACAUGGGCUGCACAGACACCCCUGGCUACAACCUGCCCCCCUGCCCGUCCUGCCCGCGGCACAGUGAGGCUUACAGCAGGGAGACGAGGAAGAAGUGUUACAUGGAGGUUGCCCUUCCUCUCUUUGAGAACGUCACCAUCAUCCAACAGCCUGUCAACCUCAGCAGCCUGGCCACGCGCUACGUGGAGGAGGCAGCACGGUUCAUCCAGCAGGCAAGUGACAACAGACGUCCCUUCUUCCUCUACCUGGCUCUGGCCCAUAUGCACGUCCCACUGGGUGUCCCCCCAUCACCCUCCACCUCCACCUACGGAGCCUCCCUGAGCGAGAUGGAUGCCCUGGUGGGACAGAUAAAGCAGAUUGCUGACAGCCAUGGGAAGGGCAACACACUUCUGUGGUUUGCAGGUGACAAUGGCCCCUGGGCACAGAAGUGUGAGCUGGCAGGACGCCUGGGGCCGUUUGUGGGGGCCUGGCAGAGGCAGAAAGGUGGGAGCUCAGCAAAGCAAACAACCUGGGAAGGAGGACACAGAGUGCCAGCACUGGCAUACUGGCCUGGCCACAUCCCUGCCAAGAGGACUAGCCACGCUCUGCUCAGGGUUAUGGAAACUCUGGCAGCCUUUGCCACCUGGCUGGGGCAAGGAGCCUGCCAGGACUGCUCCAUGCCUCUCCUAGCACAGGGAGUGGAGGG
Acanthisitta chloris (rifleman) is the source of this 1154-nucleotide messenger RNA. Its product is annotated as arylsulfatase G-like. Lineage: Eukaryota; Metazoa; Chordata; Aves; Passeriformes; Acanthisittidae. The transcript has 9 exons. The record is from RefSeq and is a predicted model, not a curated record. Gene Ontology annotation, molecular function: arylsulfatase activity. The annotation marks the transcript as partial.